UUCGGCUCGCGGUUGCCUCCUUUUCCGCGUGAGAUGGGAGGAGAUCGCGCUAUCCAUCAAGUUUGCCGAAGCAAAAAUUGACCGCCAUAGGACAAAUCGAACUCCAAAAACGAACUCGAAGCAGGAAUUCGAUUGGAUUCUUUCUCUCCGUCGCUGAAAGCCCCAAUUUUUUGAUCAAAACCCUAGUGUUUUCCCCUCUUCUGCAGUCAUGGACACGCGAUUCCCGUUCUCACCGGCCGAGGUCGCCAAGGUCCGCACCGUCCAGUUCGGCAUCCUCAGCCCCGACGAGAUCCGGCAAAUGUCGGUGGUGCAGAUCGAGCACGGAGAGACGAUGGAGCGGGGCAAGCCGAAGCCAGCAGGGCUCAGCGACCCGCGGCUCGGCACCAUCGACCGGAAGAUGAAGUGCGAGACUUGCAUGGCUAACAUGGCGGAGUGCCCCGGUCACUUUGGUCACCUCGAGCUCGCCAAACCCAUGUUCCAUAUCGGGUUCCUCAAGACGGUGCUUGCUAUUAUGCGUUGCGUCUGCUUCAAUUGCUCCAAGAUCCUUGCUGAUGAGGAGGAUACCAGGUUCAAGCAAGCUUUGAAAAUUAGGAACCCAAAAAAUAGGUUGAAGAGAAUAUAUGAUGCCUGUAAAAGCAAGAAGAAAUGUUCUGGUGGUGAUGACAUUGAUGUCCAGGGUCAACAAGACUCAGAAGAACCAAUGAAGAAGAGCAGGGGUGGAUGUGGUGCUCAGCAGCCAAACAUUACCAUAGAUGGAAUGAAAAUGGUUGCAGAAUAUAAAGCUCCAAAAAAGAAAUCUGAUGAACAAGAGCAGCUUCCUGAACCUGCUGAGAGAAAACAAAUUCUUUCUGCUGAGAGGGUUCUUAGUGUUCUAAAGAGGAUAAGCGAUGAGGACUGUUUGCUAUUGGGUUUAAAUCCCAAAUAUGCCCGCCCUGAUUGGAUGAUAUUGCAAGUUCUUCCAAUUCCUCCACCUCCUGUAAGACCUUCUGUGAUGAUGGAUACUUCUUCGAGGAGUGAGGAUGAUUUGACACAUCAAUUGGCAAUGAUAAUUAGGCACAAUGAGAAUUUGAGGAGGCAAGAGAGGAAUGGAGCUCCAGCUCACAUUAUUUCAGAAUUUGCUCAAUUAUUGCAAUUUCACAUUGCCACAUAUUUUGAUAAUGAGCUUCCUGGUCAGCCUAGGGCUACACAGCGGUCAGGACGGCCCAUUAAAUCUAUAUGCAGUAGACUAAAGGCUAAAGAAGGCCGAAUUAGAGGUAACUUGAUGGGAAAGCGUGUUGAUUUUUCAGCACGAACAGUUAUUACACCUGACCCUACAAUCAACAUUGAUGAACUCGGAGUUCCUUGGAGCAUAGCUUUGAAUCUUACGUACCCAGAGACCGUAACCCCAUACAAUAUUGAGAGAUUAAAAGAACUUGUGGAAUAUGGGCCUCAUCCUCCUCCUGGAAAAACCGGUGCAAAAUAUAUCAUACGAGAAGAUGGUCAAAGGCUUGAUCUUCGAUACUUGAAAAAAAGCAGUGAUCACCAUUUGGAGCUUGGAUACAAGGUCGAGCGCCAUUUGUGUGAUGGUGACUUUGUUCUUUUCAACCGGCAGCCCAGUCUCCACAAAAUGUCCAUCAUGGGGCACAAGAUAAAAAUUAUGCCUUACUCAACUUUUCGCUUAAAUCUAUCUGUAACAUCUCCGUAUAAUGCUGAUUUUGAUGGUGAUGAGAUGAACAUGCAUGUUCCCCAAUCUUUUGAAACCAGAGCAGAAGUCAUAGAGCUAAUGAUGGUACCAAAGUGUAUUGUUUCACCUCAGUCAAAUCGCCCUGUUAUGGGUAUUGUCCAGGAUACCCUUCUGGGAUGUCGCAAGAUUACCAAAAGGGAUACAUUUAUAGAAAAGGAUGUCUUUAUGAACAUCUUGAUGUGGUGGGAAGACUUUGAUGGAAAGGUACCUGCUCCUGCUAUAUUGAAACCUAGGCCAUUGUGGACUGGAAAACAAGUUUUCAACCUGAUCAUCCCAAAGCAAAUAAACUUAAUAAGAUUUUCAGCAUGGCAUUCAGAAUCAGAAACUGGUUUCAUUACUCCAGGUGACACUCUAGUUCGAAUUGAGAAGGGUGAACUUCUUUCAGGCACCCUUUGCAAAAAAACUCUAGGAACAUCUACUGGAAGUCUUAUUCAUGUCAUCUGGGAAGAAGUUGGCCCAGAUGCAGCUCGCAAAUUUUUGGGGCACACACAGUGGCUUGUGAACUAUUGGCUGUUACAGAAUGCUUUUAGUAUUGGAAUUGGAGACACAAUUGCCGAUGCAGCAACAAUGGAGAAAAUCAAUGAAACAAUCUCAAAAGCUAAAAAUGACGUGAAAGAUCUUAUCAAGCUUGCACAGGAGAAGCAAUUGGAAGCUGAACCUGGGCGAACCAUGAUGGACUCGUUCGAAAAUAGAGUAAAUCAGGUACUGAAUAAGGCUCGUGAUGAUGCGGGUAGUAGUGCCCAGAAGAGCUUAUCCGAAAGUAACAACUUAAAGGCCAUGGUUACUGCUGGAUCAAAAGGUAGUUUUAUCAAUAUCUCACAGAUGACUGCCUGUGUGGGGCAGCAGAAUGUUGAGGGCAAACGAAUACCCUUUGGUUUCAUUGAUCGAACAUUGCCUCAUUUCACUAAAGACGAUUAUGGGCCUGAAAGUCGUGGUUUUGUGGAGAAUUCAUACCUUCGUGGGUUGACACCACAAGAGUUCUUUUUUCAUGCCAUGGGUGGUAGGGAAGGUUUGAUUGAUACUGCUGUCAAGACUUCUGAGACGGGCUACAUCCAACGUCGUCUUGUAAAGGCUAUGGAAGACAUAAUGGUUAAAUAUGAUGGUACUGUCAGAAAUUCUCUGGGGGAUGUUAUUCAGUUCUUAUAUGGAGAAGAUGGUAUGGAUGCUGUUUGGAUUGAGUACCAGAAAUUUGAUUCGUUGAAGAUGAAAAAGGGCGAGUUUGAUAGUGUUUUCAGGUAUGAGAUCGAUGAUGACAACUGGAAUCCUAGCUACUUACAACCUGAGCAUGUUGAGGAUUUGAAAACUAUCCGUGAGUUUAGAAAUGUGUUUGAUGCAGAGGUUCAGAAACUAGAAGCUGACCGUUACCAGCUUGGCACUGAGAUUGCUACUACUGGUGAUAUCUCAAUUCCUAUGCCUGUGAAUCUCAAGAGACUUAUCUGGAAUGCACAAAAGACAUUCAAGAUUGAUCUGAGAAGGCCAUCUGACAUGCACCCAAUGGAGAUUGUGGAAGCUAUUGAUAAGCUUCAAGAAAGGCUCAAAGUGGUUCCUGGUGAUGAUUUUUUGAGCAUGGAGGCUCAAAAAAAUGCUACUUUAUUAUUCAAUAUCCUUCUUCGUAGUUCAUUUGCUAGCAAACGGGUUAUGAAGGAGUAUAGGCUCACUCGUGAGGCAUUUGAAUGGGUUAUUGGUGAAAUUGAAUCUCGUUUUCUGCAGUCACUGGUAGCUCCAGGUGAAAUGAUUGGCUGUGUAGCUGCCCAGUCUAUUGGAGAGCCAGCUACACAGAUGACCUUAAAUACCUUCCAUUAUGCUGGUGUGAGUGCCAAGAAUGUCACUCUUGGAGUUCCCAGGUUGAGGGAAAUUAUUAAUGUUGCUAAGAAGAUUAAAACUCCUUCUCUUUCUGUUUAUUUGAAGCCUGGGGUUAAUAAAAAGAAAGAACUGGCUAAGAAUGUACAAUGUGCAUUGGAAUACACAACACUGCGAAGUGUUACACAUGCCACUGAAAUAUGGUAUGAUCCUGACCCUAUGAGUACCAUUAUUGAGGAAGAUGUGGAAUUUGUCAAGUCAUAUUAUGAAAUGCCAGAUGAGGAUAUUGCUCCUGAAAAGAUAUCUCCUUGGCUGCUUCGUAUUGAACUGAAUCGCGAGAUGAUGGUUGACAAGAAGUUGAGCAUGGCAGACAUUGCAGAGAAGAUCAAUCAUGAGUUUGAUGAUGAUUUGACAUGCAUCUUUAAUGAUGAUAAUGCAGACAAGCUCAUCCUCCGUAUUCGUAUCAUGAAUGAUGAUGCGCCUAAAGGUGAAUUACAAGACGAAUCUGCGGAGGAUGAUGUCUUCUUGAAAAAGAUCGAGAGCAACAUGUUGACCGAAAUGGCACUUCGGGGCAUUCCUGAUAUCAAUAAAGUUUUUAUCAAGUCAGGAAAGAUAAAUAGGUUUGAUGAAAAUGAAGGCUUCAAACCAGAUGUUGAGUGGAUGCUCGACACUGAAGGCGUUAAUCUUUUGGCUGUUAUGUGCCAUGAAGAUAUUGAUGCAACUAGGACUACAAGCAACCACUUGAUUGAAGUUAUUGAGGUUCUUGGCAUCGAGGCUGUUCGGAGAUCUCUCUUGGAUGAGUUGCGUGUGGUCAUAUCUUUUGAUGGAUCUUAUGUGAAUUACCGUCACUUGGCUAUUCUAUGUGACACAAUGACCUACAGAGGUCACCUAAUGGCCAUCACCCGGCAUGGUAUCAAUAGAAAUGAUACUGGCCCCAUGAUGAGAUGUUCAUUCGAGGAAACUGUUGACAUCCUCCUUGAUGCUGCUGUCUAUGCUGAAGGUGACCACCUUAGAGGAGUUACUGAAAAUAUUAUGCUUGGUCAGCUUGCACCAAUUGGCACAGGUGAUUGUGCACUGUAUUUGAAUGAUCAGAUGUUGCAACAGGCGAUUGAACUCCAACUUCCUAGUUAUAUGGAUGGUGGUUUUGGUGGUCCUGGUGGAUUUGAUUUUGGAAUGACACCAUCUCGAUCACCCAUAUCCGGGACACCAUAUCAUGAAGGAAUGAUGUCUCCAAGUUACUUGCUGAGCCCAAAUAUUCGUGCUUCACCGAUUACAGAUGCUCAGUUUUCUCCUUAUGUUGGUGGAAUGGCUUUCUCCCCCAGUUCAUCUCCAGGUUACAGUCCAUCAUCUCCAGGCUACAGUCCAUCAUCUCCGGGAUACAGUCCUACUUCUCCAGGUUAUAGCCCUACUUCUCCAGGAUACAGCCCUACAUCUCCCGGUUAUAGUCCCACUUCUCCGACCUACAGUCCUAGCUCUCCUGGAUAUAGUCCUACAAGUCCUGCUUACUCUCCGACAAGUCCAUCAUAUUCGCCAACUUCUCCCAGCUACAGCCCGACCUCUCCCAGUUAUAGCCCUACAUCUCCUACUUAUAGUCCUACUUCCCCCAGUUACAGCCCAACUUCCCCCAGUUACAGUCCUACUUCGCCAAGCUACAGCCCUACUUCUCCAGUUUACAGUCCGACUUCCCCAGCCUACAGUCCAACAUCUCCUGCCUACAGCCCAACCUCACCAUCCUAUAGUCCAACAUCACCUUCCUAUAGUCCGACAUCACCUUCAUAUAGCCCAACAUCACCUUCAUAUAGCCCGACUUCACCAUCAUACAGUCCUACCUCACCUGCCUAUAGCCCAACUUCUCCGGGAUACAGUCCAACAUCUCCUAGCUAUAGUCCUACAUCCCCAAGUUAUAGCCCCACAUCUCCAAGUUACAAUCCUGCCUCAGCAAAGUACAGUCCUUCGCUUGCUUAUUCUCCAAGCAGUCCAAGGCUGUCACCAUCCAGUCCAUACGGUCAAUCAUCUCCAAAUUACAGCCCAUUUAACUCCCGUUCUGGUCCAGAUUACAGCCCAAGUUCUCCACAGUACAGUCCGAGUGCAGGCUACUCGCCAACGUCACCGGGUUACUCCCCAUCAUCCACCAGUCAGUAUACUCCACAGAUGAGCAACGAGGAUGAGGAAAGUACCCGCUGAUCUUUGCGUUGUUGAUUCAUCAUCAGAGUGCAAGAAUCUCUUGACGUAAAGGUUCGAAUGCUGGACUAGGACUACGAGAUGCCUGAUGCCAUGGCAUGGUGUUUCGGACUAUGAUCUUGUCGCCUGGUUUACUUGUUUGUUUUAGAUCACAAGUGAAUAAAUAGUUAGGUAUCCAUAGGUGUGUUUGUAACCUCAAGACUCCCCCCGUGAACAACACUGGCUGAUAGAGAUGUCUAUGGUAUCGGAAAACAGUUCCGUGGAAUGUGAUUAAGCCUAAAAUGACAAACGGGUUUUGGUUAUUAUAUACGUUUCAUUAGAUUAGGUGUUUGAUAUAUACAUUUGGAAUGACAUGGAUGUAGACAAAACUAAAUUACUUUGGAUGAAUGAUCGCUUGACUUGGAUGACAAAA
Musa acuminata subsp. malaccensis (wild Malaysian banana) is the source of this 6116-nucleotide messenger RNA. RefSeq names its product DNA-directed RNA polymerase II subunit RPB1. Gene Ontology annotation, biological process: transcription by RNA polymerase II. Gene Ontology annotation, molecular function: DNA binding. The record is from RefSeq and is a predicted model, not a curated record. Lineage: Eukaryota; Viridiplantae; Streptophyta; Magnoliopsida; Zingiberales; Musaceae. Gene Ontology annotation, cellular component: RNA polymerase II, core complex.